AGCUUAAGGCGAAAGAGUGUAGGGUGGGGUGCCCUUAAUAACAGAGCUUGCAAGCAUUGGGUCUGUCUGUCUAGGAGAUCUCUCUCCCUCCCUCCUCCUGCAGGGUCGGUGUCCUCAACGUGCAAAUGGUAUAGGGCAAGUGCCCAAACGUUGACUUAUUGCUCCCGGUAAAGUCACCUCCACUUGUCGGUCACUUUCUUUUAAGUUAUCAUCUCAAUCCCCUCGUAAAAACCCUCUUGUCUAUAAUUAUUAAUAUAGAUUACACGGGAAGAGGAGAUUUACAUAGUUUUGGCAGUCUGAUGUGAGAGAGAGGAGAGGACUCUGCUUUUGCAGUGAUCUUUUUGGGUCUAUCCAAAGAGAGAGAAAAAAACAAAGCAAUUGAAUAAGGAAGAUAUAUAUAUAUAUAUAUAUAUGUAUAUAAAGCUUGUUUGUCUUGCAAUCAAUCAAUUCUAUGCUUCACUGUAAGCUAUUAGUAUCCAUCUUUGUUUCUAUAUUACCGAAUCAAAUUGCAUAAAAUCUCCAUUAAAUUUCUACAUACAUAGAUUGUGAGGAUGGUUACUGGUUGGCGAAGGGCGUUUUGUACGUCGAUCCAUCGAGAUCGAGACUCGGUGGUGAACAAAGACAAGCAAGAACACAGCAACAACAAUUCCAAUCCCAGUCCCACUCCAAGUCCCAGAUUCGGUAACAAAUUCAGCUUCUUCUCCAAUCCAUCCACGCCUCGUUUGCAGACUCAGCCUGUGUCAAGCCCUAGCCUGCGGUGUCGAACCACCGCCACGGCGACUAUUCCGACUCAAUCUGUGCCGGAAAGUCCCAAGCUCCAAUGCAAGACUAAAAAUAGCCCUAGCUUGUUCCACCGCUCCAAUCCUUCGUCCCCUCGCUCUCCCUCAACUUUCUCUUUCCUCAAAUCCACUCUGCGUCUUUCCAAGCAAAGUAGAUGUGGAAUAUGUUUACAGAACGUGAAGACUGGACAAGGAACCGCCAUUUUCACAGCGGAGUGCUCUCACAGCUUUCACUUUCCUUGCAUUUCCUCACACAUCAAGAAGCAAGGCAGCCUUGUCUGCCCUGUUUGCAGCACUAACUGGAAGGAAGAGCCUCUUUUGGCCAUUCAGACACCAACAAAAAAUGAGGAUAAGAAGAGAGAACUAGCAGGGAGUAUUGAUGUUAAAACGAAGAACGAAAAAAAGCAAUAUGCAAGGUCUGUUUUUAAGGUUUACAACGACGAUGAGCCGUUGAUGUCGCCGACUUCCGGAGUUCUGUUCAAUCCUAUACCGGAGUCUGACGAGAACGACGAUGACGAGUUUCAAGGCUUUAUUGUGAAUGCCAGUGCUAGUCCUGUAAUUGAGCCGACGAUGAAUUACAGGGAUGUGGAAGUUAAAUUGUUGCCGGAGGCUGCUGUGGUAUCUGUACGGCGGAGUCACGAGACAUACGCCAUAGUUUUGAAGGUCAGAGCGCCGCCGGCGCCAGAGAAGAUGGCGCGUCGAGCACCGGUCGAUUUGGUGACAGUAUUAGAUGUGAGCGGAAGCGUGACGGUAGAGAAAUUGCAGAUGAUGAAACGCGCGAUGCGAUUGAUCGUGUCGUCUCUUUCGUCCGCCGAUCGUCUCUCCAUUGUGGCUUUUUCGGCGAACUCCAAGAGGUUGUUGCCGCUGAAAAGAAUGACGGUGAACGGCCGGUUAUCGGCGCGUCGCAUCGUCGACGCACUUGUGACCGGCCAAGGCUCAUCGAGUUUCACCGACGCGCUGAAAAAAGCCGCGAAGGUGUUAGAAGAUCGCCGGGAAAGAAAUCCCGUUGCAAGCAUAAUGCUCCUAUCUGACGUUCACGACGGGCCAGUGGAAAGGCGUCAAUCCUCCGUCGUCUGUUCCACGCGCUACUCGCACCUCGAGAUCCCUGUACACGCCUUUGGAUUCAGCCAAGGUGGCGCGUACGGCGACGCUCCCACCGGCGACGCCUUCGCCAAAUGUAUCGUCGGUUUGCUGAGCGCCGUGGUGCAGGAUUUCCGUCUCCAGCUCGGUUUCGUCUCCGGUUCAGCCCCGGCGGAGAUCGCAGCGGUCUAUUCACACACCGGUCGGCCCGGCGCUCUCGGAUCUGGUUGGAUCCGGCUCGGUGAGUUAUAUGCCGAAGAAGAUAGAGAACUUCUGGUUGAACUGAAAGUUCCAUCAUCGGCUAUUGGGGCCCACCACGUACUGUCCGUUCGAUGUUGUUACAGAGACCCGUCAACGCAAAAACUUAUCUGUACCAAAGACCAAGCUCUAUUAGUACCACGGCCCCACGCCGUACGAUCAUCAUCUCCCAACAUCGAACGGCUAAGAAACCUCUUUGUCACUACUCGCGCCGUAGCUGAAUCUCGGCGGCUGAUGGAAAGAAACGACUUCACCGGUGCACAAACCAUGCUCUCGUCGGCUCGAGCGCUACUGAUGCAGGCGAGUUCAGCUUCGGCUAGUGAUUUUAUACGAUCUGUAGAAGCGGAGUUGUCGGAGGUUCAUCGACGGCAACAGAUCCAACGGCGGAGAACGACGGAGCGAGGGGAGGCUACAUUCGUGGAUGAGAAGGGCGAGGCGCUUACGCCGACGUCGGCUUGGAGAGCCGCAGAGAGACUGGCUAAAUUGGCCAUUAUGAGGAAGUCGUUGAAUAGAGUCAGCGACUUACACGGCUUUGAAAACGCCAGAUUCUGAAUUUUCAAAUAUACAAAAAAAAUAGAUAAUAUUUAUUAUAUAUAUAUAUAAGAAAAACGAAAAGAAACAAAAGAGAUUGGGGCCCAAAGUGUAUAAUAGCGAUAAGAAGUACCCGACGGUUCGGCCCUUUCUGCAGAGAGAAACAACAGUGAGUGAGAGGGAGAGACCCACCAAGUGUUUGAUAAUUUGAUUGGAUAGUGAAGGGUCUCCAUUGCUUUGUCUUGACUCUUGACUCCCCAUUUUUAUCUUAUUAUAUAUAUAUAGACUAUAGAUAUAAUGGUAGGGAAUGAAGGCGGAGGGAAUAAAAGAUUAAAGGGAGAGAGAUUUGUUGCAUCUGUGGGUUAAUUAUUAGUGUUCUGGAUUGUCUUUCUCUUUGUUUUGUUGGUUGAGUCUGAUGUUUUAUUAGUUAGAAAGAAUGUAUAAACGCAUUGUAGCAAAUGAAAACGAAUGUUUUUGUGUGUUA
Molecule: messenger RNA, 3132 nt
Organism: Cornus florida
Lineage: Eukaryota; Viridiplantae; Streptophyta; Magnoliopsida; Cornales; Cornaceae
Product: E3 ubiquitin-protein ligase WAV3-like
Exons: 2
Coding region: 552-2669 (705 amino acids)
Source: RefSeq, a predicted model, not a curated record